Messenger RNA from Dendroctonus ponderosae (mountain pine beetle), 1383 nucleotides. RefSeq names its product SKI family transcriptional corepressor 1 homolog-B (gene fuss). Gene Ontology annotation, cellular component: transcription regulator complex; nucleus. The record is from RefSeq and is a predicted model, not a curated record. Gene Ontology annotation, biological process: negative regulation of transcription by RNA polymerase II; negative regulation of BMP signaling pathway. Gene Ontology annotation, molecular function: DNA-binding transcription factor activity, RNA polymerase II-specific; RNA polymerase II cis-regulatory region sequence-specific DNA binding; SMAD binding. The coding region runs from base 1 to 1383 and encodes 460 amino acids. Lineage: Eukaryota; Metazoa; Arthropoda; Insecta; Coleoptera; Curculionidae. The transcript is spliced from 5 exons.
AUGGAUUCUGUAGAAACUAAUACGCCAGAGCUUUCUGCGAGUGUUACACCUUUAAAGAAAGAAAUUAGUCCUCGGCCGAACCAGGUCUCAACUGUUGUACUUUACGGUGUUCCCAUUGUAUCUUUGAUCAUUGAAAACCAAGAACGAUUGUGUUUGGCGCAAAUAUCUAACACGCUGCUGAAACAUUUCAGUUACAAUGAAAUUCAUAAUAGAAGAGUGGCAUUAGGAAUAACUUGUGUGCAAUGUACACCCGUACAACUCGAAAUUCUCAGACGAGCUGGUGCUAUGCCUGUAUCUUCGAGAAGAUGUGGCAUGAUAACUCGAAGAGAGUCAGAACGCCUCUGUAAAAGUUUCCUCGGUGACAAUGCUCCUCCAAGGCUUCCAGAUGAUUUUGCUUUUACGGUCCAUCAUGAGUGUGCUUGGGGAUGUAGAGGAUCAUUUCUUCCUUCUAGAUACAAUUCUUCUCGGGCUAAAUGUAUUAAAUGCACCGCUUGCGGUUUGUUUUUCUCUCCGAACAAGUUCAUCUUUCAUUCUCAUCGUUUAACAACAAACGACAAAUACGUUCAACCAGACGCGGCAAACUUUAAUUCGUGGAGAAGGCACAUGAAACUAAGUGGUAAUCCGCCCGAGGAAAUUAUUCAUGCUUGGGAAGACGUUAAAGCUAUGUUCAAUGGUGGAACUAGAAAGCGACUUCUAUCAUCCUCAGUAGUAUCUCAUACAACUAAACAAAAUAAAGCAGAAUCUCAAAAUCAACCAGUUGUUCCUUCACCCAGAAUAGCCCAUUGUCAAGACUUUCGACUACCCAUAUCUCGAGUGGCCAUGGACUUAAUAUGCCAUAAACCACUCAAUUUUUCUUCCUAUUCUUCAUUUUCUUGGUUGAAGCAAAAUUCUCUGAUUUUUCCACCAGAAAACUCGUUCUUCCCUCUCGAUAAAACAUAUCAAUCGGCAUUUAAGCCGGUUCAGCCUAUACUGGAAAAUACACGAUCCCACAACUCAGAAGAAAGCGAUCACGAAGUGGAUAUAGAAACAACGGAUGAUAAUGCUGAAUCAACUCUCAACUGGGAACUGAAAGAGGAGAAGGUUGCCGAAUCUCCUAGUAGAAGCCAAUUACCUUUAGUAAGUCAAAGAGAGGACCUCCAGCCCUUUAGCCACAAAAUUUGGAAUCUUUCUAGGUUGCCUUUAGACGCUCCAGAGCGAGCAAGUUUUAUGUAUCGCCAAGAUCUCCACAAGCGAUUUCUAAUUGGAUCCGAUGAAUCAGAUGCUCUGCUUCGAGCUCCAGUUAGUUUAGCUUUAGGGUUGAAACCAGCUUUGGACUGCAGCUCAUGUUCUACACAAAGCGGAAUAAUGUAUACUCCUUCUGAAGCUGGCAAUAAAGUGACUUAG